Messenger RNA from Ascoidea rubescens DSM 1968, 900 nucleotides. RefSeq names its product mitochondrial 54S ribosomal protein bL9m MRPL50 (gene MRPL50). NCBI's taxonomy places the organism in Eukaryota, Fungi, Ascomycota, Saccharomycetes, Ascoideales, Ascoideaceae. The transcript has a single exon. The coding region runs from base 1 to 900 and encodes 299 amino acids. The record is from RefSeq and is a predicted model, not a curated record.
AUGAAUUUGGGAGUAAGGAACAGCGUCAAUACCCUUGUGUCUUCCCCUGUCUCGAGGGUUUUUGUGAGAUGGUCAGCCAUUACUCGAAGAGUCAAAAUACCUGUGCAGCUAUUGAAGAACUUUGAGGGAAUCGGUGUAGCUGGUGAAAUCGUGGAGGUUAAGCACAGUAUUAUGAGAAAUCGCUUGCACCGCUACAAUGGCGCCAUAUACUUGACAAAUGGUCGAAAACCCAUAAUACCUGUUGUGGAUAAUCCUAAGAUCAAACUUAUGGAAAAGCUUAAAAUAAAAGAGCAGGAGAGGUUGAAAAAUGAACAACUACGAAAACAACAGCUAGCUCAAGAACAGCUCAAGUUGAAAAAGAUUGAAAUCGAGCAGAAAAAGGUUGCAGCUCAAAAGUUGUUAACUGGAAUUAUGUUUUCCAAAUCUGAAUCAAAGAAGAAAACCUCUAUCGAAGCAGCUGUUUCACCUGAAACAUCUGAAACAUCCGACAGUAAGACUUCACCUGAUUCAGCCAAACAACCAAAAGAAUCGGAAGACUCAAAUCAAGACCAUGUUAGUAUUAAGAUAAGUCGUUUAAGAACUUUACCUCCAUCGUUGUUGUUUUUGACAAAGGCCAGAGAAUCUGGAUAUUUGGAGAAAAAUAUUACAAAACCAGAGCUUGUCAAAAGAUUAUACAACAUGACCGAUGUGAAAUUAGAUGAAAAGAAUAUUUUAAUUUAUUACGGAGAGAAGAUUGCUGACAGAGCCGAUAAAUUGGAUGAAUUCGAUUUUGUUGGUUUAUACACAAUUUCAAUUAAUCUAUCGGGAUCAAAUACUAGACGUCAAGUCUUAAUUAAGGCCAGAAAUCUUUCUGCUAUCAAUAAACUAGUAAGGCCAACCACAAAUGCUGACAAAAAAUGA